Messenger RNA from Homo sapiens (human), 4892 nucleotides. It is a transcript of the gene NPY4R, whose product is annotated as neuropeptide Y receptor Y4. Gene Ontology annotation, biological process: G protein-coupled receptor signaling pathway. The transcript is spliced from 2 exons. The record is from RefSeq and is a predicted model, not a curated record. Gene Ontology annotation, molecular function: G protein-coupled receptor activity; neuropeptide Y receptor activity. Bases 3356 to 4483 code for a protein of 375 amino acids. Gene Ontology annotation, cellular component: membrane; plasma membrane. NCBI's taxonomy places the organism in Eukaryota, Metazoa, Chordata, Mammalia, Primates, Hominidae.
CGGGCUUCCUUUUAAUCUGUAGCUCUGGAAUACUCUUGCUAUUGAUGAUUCUAUGUGUCGACUAUUUUGCUCACACCCCACCCAGAUGCAUUCUCUACUGUGGUUCUCUGCUCUUCCCUGUGCCAGGGGAAGCUGAUGGCUCCUUUGCUGGCAGGGCUCCAGUUGGGUUUGGUCAAUGGGAGGGACUGACAGGAGACUGGAAGUGGAAGGAGAGAGAGGUUGGUAGAAUUCUUUUCUACUUCCCCUUGCUUCCAUGCUGUCUGGAGGCGGUGGCAUGCCUCCACACUACAGAAGCUCCCACUGGGGGCCCUUCCUCUGCAGUCCUCUGGCUGUGGUAAUGUGGUUUUCUCCUUUUGUUCUUUUAACUGUAGGGUGGUGAUUGCUUCUGUCUUCUGCCAGUCUCUGGGUGCCUCACCAUUUCUUGUUUCUUUCCUUUAAUGCUUCCCACACCUCUGUAAGUUACCUUUUUAUUAAAAUCCCUUUGUUUGACAAUCUGGGGGUGAAUUAUGUGUCCUGUGCAGACUAUGACUGAUAUGCUGCCUUUCAUUGUCUUGAUUUUUCCUUCCUGGAAAUUUUAGUAAUUGGAUGAUGGGUCAUUAGUGUUAAUCAUCCAUGUCUCUUAUUUUAGCUCUGAAGUUUUCCAUCUUUCUGUGUUUUUGCUCUACAUUAUGGGAUAUUUCCUAAGCUGGUUCUCCCAUCCCUUCUAAUGAUGUGUUUUCAAAUUUCAGUAGUCAUGCUUAGUUUUCAAGGAUUCUUUCUUGCUUUCUUAGUCUGUCUUAUUUCAUGGCAAUCUGCUCUUGUUAUAUGGAUUCAGUAAUUUCUCUAAUUUAGGCAUUAAAGGAAGUUUUGGUCUCUUAAAGUUAUUUUCUAUUCCCUAAGUUAUUUCAGCUUCUUUUGGGGUCAGUUAUUUUGUUUAUUCAUCUUGACCUAUCUCCUUUGUGCUGUUGAUUUCCUAAAUGUGUGAGGAUCUUUGCUUCUCUGUUAUAAGUACUGGAAAAUAAACUGGUUUCCCCGGAUAGCUGAUGUGGCUUCCCUCUGCUACAGCCUUCCAUGAAAAAAGUAGGACAGCUUCCGGGAGCUAGCUAUAUGUGAGUGGACCAUGCUUGGCAGCUGCCCUUCAGAAUGCACAGGUUGCGGGCAGGGAUGGCCAAGGACAUUUCUCAGGGAGCUGUGUGUGUGGGAUGGGUCUCUGAGAAUGGAGAGCUUGAUGAGUUCAGGCCGUGGAAGCAACAUCUACACAAGCCUGGAUCUGAGAAACUCAACCAUACUCCCUGAAAAUGGAGAGUUUACAUGCAGAAUGAGUCUGGGGGAGGCAGCACUAGAAGGCCUGAAAGAGGAAGAGAGUCAGACUGAUUUCAGAGGGACCCAUCCUAGAGGGACCACUGCCAUGACUCCAUGGGGACAUUUCCAAGGGGAGCCACAGGAGGUUUCACUGGAGAGUUGUGUAUGUCUGUCCAGUGUCUAGGAGGUGCUCACCAUGGCUGAGCUUGCAGGGCCUCUUAGGACUGUCCAGGUGAGAUGUGUGGGUCGUGAUGAGGGUUUGGAGAGGUUUCCAGCUAGAAUUGGUCGGGACAGCCCAUUAGCUCUGGGGCAGAGGCUCAGGGAGGUGGGCAAGCAUGCAGGACACAGGAAUGCUUAUAGCCACAGCUCUGCAGGGUGUUUCUUGCCCAUAACUGUGUGGAGAGCCAUUCUCAUCUCAACUCAUUUCUUGCCACAACAUCUCCCGAGGCAAACUUUGUUAUUAGCUCCGCUUUGCAGAUGAGAAUCUGGGGCAAUGCGAGACGGCUUCUGUGCCCGGCUUGUGACCAGUCACCACACUGACUCUCAAUGUGGUGUAAGCAACUGUGAAUGGGCCUGAUUCCAAAUCCCAGCAAAUUUACAGUAAGGAGGGUGCCUGGGGUCUAUCCAUCCCCUGACUAGCUGAUCUUCAGCUUCCUCAUAGGACCAGGGGGAAUACUGAGCAUGCAGUGGACUGAGGUUCAGAGAGGUAAUGUGGAGCGCUGCACACACCUGAGGGAGUUGUGCGCCUGUCUGACUUCCGGGUGAUUCAUGAGGAACAUUCCUGAUGGGGUGGGAAGGGAACCUGUCACUAAGCUAUUUAGGAGAAGCAGUCUCCAGCAGGUCACACCAGCCAGCCACUUUUAUGGCAGAAGGAAAAUCCUACCUAGCCCCUUCCCCAGAGAUGGCAGAAUGCAGCCUGGCUGACUGGCAGAGCCUCUCAGGCUGUGCUCCGGACCCUGGACUCCAGCAAGGGGGAAGAACAGCAGCUCCCAGUUCUUUCUUACAGACUGCUUUCUUGAGGAGCUUCAAGUGCUCUGGCUAUGAUUGGUGCAGGGCUCUGCUGCCUCCAGAGGGUGCUGUCUCCUUUCCCUAGCAGAGGCAAAGGGUCUGGCAGCCAACUCUGGGAGUAUUGGUUUAACCUGAAAUGUCUGCUAGGAAGAGCUACCUACCCCUCUCCUGGGCAUUAUGGUCCUGAAGGAAGAGCUUGGACUUUGGAUUGAAAGUCCAGCCCUACCAUCUACAAGUUGGCUGGCUGAGACAAGACACUCUACUUCUUUGAGGCUCAGUUUUCUCGCCUGUGAGAUGGGAUGAUCACACCACACCAGUUAGGCAUGAGGAUGGACUAAGGGCAUGUUCACAUGCUUCUGCCUGGCAAGGGAGCUGUUUGCUGCUUUUACCACCAUUUCAGCUCUUCUGCUGUUCUCUGACCCACAAGAGCUAGGGUUCAGGCUGCGUGCCUUGCGCAGUAGUUCUCAAAUGUGUCUAUGUGGAAGCUUGCCUCCAAGGGCUUACCAGCAAAUCCAGACCCCACACAGCUGCCCUGCAAGAAGGAGGUGACAGUGGCUGCGUUCUUGCCUGCACAGAGGACGGGUGUCCAUAGAGCUCCCAGCUGGAGUUGAGCAGUUUCUGGUCAAGCAAUGUUCUCUGAUUUUACAUGUCUGGAAGCUACCGUUACAAUCAGGUCUUCUUAAAUGUCCUCCCUCCCUCCGUCUUCCUUUCUUCCUUUCUUUCUUUGUCAGAUGCUGUGUGUGGACUUGUGCUGGGAUCUGGAGGCGGAGACAAGAGCUGUGACCUAGACAUAGGGGAGUGGGGAGACAAAGCUGCUCAGGCAGACAACCAACUAGGCUGCUACAUCUGCUUCUGCAGCAGAGCAUGGGAGGGUGGUAGGAAUUUGUCAUGGCAGCAGGGACAUCGGAGCUGGGGUGCAACGGAGGAGCAGCCGCUUUCCAGGUAGUCAAGACAGGAAGGAGCAUGGUCCAGAAAGAAGAGAUGACAGGUGCCAGUCUACAGCGAUGGCGUCAUCCCUCAAGUGUAUCACUUAGUUCAAGAGUCCUGGAAUCUUUUCACAUCCACUAUGAACACCUCUCACCUCCUGGCCUUGCUGCUCCCAAAAUCUCCACAAGGUGAAAACAGAAGCAAACCCCUGGGCACCCCAUACAACUUCUCUGAACAUUGCCAGGAUUCCGUGGACGUGAUGGUCUUCAUCGUCACUUCCUACAGCAUUGAGACUGUCGUGGGGGUCCUGGGUAACCUCUGCCUGAUGUGUGUGACUGUGAGGCAGAAGGAGAAAGCCAACGUGACCAACCUGCUUAUCGCCAACCUGGCCUUCUCUGACUUCCUCAUGUGCCUCCUCUGCCAGCCGCUGACCGCCGUCUACACCAUCAUGGACUACUGGAUCUUUGGAGAGACCCUCUGCAAGAUGUCGGCCUUCAUCCAGUGCAUGUCGGUGACGGUCUCCAUCCUCUCGCUCGUCCUCGUGGCCCUGGAGAGGCAUCAGCUCAUCAUCAACCCAACAGGCUGGAAGCCCAGCAUCUCACAGGCCUACCUGGGGAUUGUGCUCAUCUGGGUCAUUGCCUGUGUCCUCUCCCUGCCCUUCCUGGCCAACAGCAUCCUGGAGAAUGUCUUCCACAAGAACCACUCCAAGGCUCUGGAGUUCCUGGCGGAUAAGGUGGUCUGUACCGAGUCCUGGCCACUGGCUCACCACCGCACCAUCUACACCACCUUCCUGCUCCUCUUCCAGUACUGCCUCCCACUGGGCUUCAUCUUGGUCUGUUAUGCACGCAUCUACCGGUGCCUGCAGAGGCAGGGGCGCGUGUUUCACAAGGGCACCUACAGCUUGCGAGCUGGGCACAUGAAGCAGGUCAAUGUGGUGCUGGUGGUGAUGGUGGUGGCCUUUGCCGUGCUCUGGCUGCCUCUGCAUGUGUUCAACAGCCUGGAAGACUGGCACCAUGAGGCCAUCCCCAUCUGCCAUGGGAACCUCAUCUUCUUAGUGUGCCACUUGCUUGCCAUGGCCUCCACCUGUGUCAACCCAUUCAUCUAUGGCUUUCUCAACACCAACUUCAAGAAGGAGAUCAAGGCCCUGGUGCUGACUUGCCAGCAGAGCGCCCCCCUGGAGGAGUCAGAGCAUCUGCCCCUGUCCACAGUACAUACGGAAGUCUCCAAAGGGUCCCUGAGGCUAAGUGGCAGGUCCAAUCCCAUUUAACCAGGUCUAGGUCUUCUCCCUGCCAUGUCCCUUGCCAGGCUCUUCCACUUAGCUAAGUGGGCACACUGCAAGCUGGGGUGGCACCCCAGCAUUCCUGGCUUUCUGGGGUCCAGAUAGGCUGGCAAGAGCUGUUUUUGCAUCCAUUUGCAUCGUGAAGACUGGCAUUUUGAUACUUCAGCUGUUUGUUCCUGGGAGAAUUCUGAGCACAGAUUCCAGAGGUCACAGUAAGCCUUGCAGCUUGAGCUGAAAGAUGCCAGAGCCGGAGAUGUCUGCUGGCAGCAGGCAGGGUUCAUUCUGGUGACACAGCAACAGAUGCCUGGCCUGGGAACCCAGGGAUUUCACCUCCACCAGUGAGACCACGGGGCCACUGUGGGGUGAGGGAAGGAGCGCUUGGAGUCAGAGCUCUAGA